Messenger RNA from Trematomus bernacchii (emerald rockcod), 9508 nucleotides. Its product is annotated as nipped-B-like protein B. NCBI's taxonomy places the organism in Eukaryota, Metazoa, Chordata, Actinopteri, Perciformes, Nototheniidae. The transcript is spliced from 47 exons. Gene Ontology annotation, molecular function: chromatin binding. Bases 482 to 8860 code for a protein of 2792 amino acids. Gene Ontology annotation, biological process: heart morphogenesis; regulation of gene expression; replication-born double-strand break repair via sister chromatid exchange. Gene Ontology annotation, cellular component: Scc2-Scc4 cohesin loading complex. The record is from RefSeq and is a predicted model, not a curated record.
AGAGAGAAAGAGAGACAGAGAAAGAGAGGAAGAGAGAGAGAGAGGUAGGGGGUAGACAAUGUGGAUCCCCUUUUCUCUGUCCCUCGAUUGUUUUCAUUCCCGAAAAUAAACUCGCAAACACAACACCCAGCGUCUGAUAAACUAGUCAUCUGAAUUUGAGAGGAUGCUCCCCAGCUCCCAGCAGACAUGCUCACCGUGAGAGAGAAGAGAAGCCCCCGGUCCUCCCGACAGGGUUCACUGCCGUUGUGUUAGCUGUUAACCGAAGGAGCUGUUUGAACGGUGGGACGGAGAGGGAGCUAGAGACUCUUCUCCAGCUGCCAUCCUACUCCUGCUCCUCCCCCUCCCCCUCCUCCUCCUACACCACCAGAACCACUUCUCUUUCUCAUCACAUCCAGAGCCUUUGGAGAUGUGAGGAAUAGAAAGAGAUUGGUGAUAUUGAGCAGCCUGUGCAUUGACACGACCUCUUGACCUCAUCUUCAGCAUGAAUGGUGAUAUGCCUCAUGUUCCCAUCACUACUCUUGCUGGAAUUGCUAGCCUGACAGACUUGUUGAACCAGCUGCCCUUGCCUUCUCCUCUCCCUGCCACCACCGCUAAGAGUCUGCUCUACAAUGGAAGGAUCUCCGAAGAGGUCAGCAACCUCCUGGUGUGCCGGGACGAGAAUCUGGUGACUCAGCUGGCCCAUAGCCUCAACCAGGUCUCCACUGAACACAUAGAGUUGAAGGACAACUUGGGGAAUGAUGAACCUGAGGGUGACAUGCCAGCGCUUCUACAAACUCUGCUGUCCAGGAACCCCAAAAUAUUUGGGGACAAAAGUGUAAUGCAACAGCCAAUGGUGCAACAGUUUAAGAUUUCUCAAAACCAGGUGCAUGGGAGUCCAGGAUCAAACUAUCAGCAAUCUCAGAGCCCAGCUGGAUGUUUUGCAUCGCCACAGUCUGGAUCAGGUGCUCGGUUCGUCCCCCAGCAGAACAGCCCUAUACCCAGUCCCUACACCCCCCAGAGUCCUGCAGACUACAUGCAGUACAAUCCACCCAGUUAUUCCCAACACCAACAGACCCAGCAAGUUCGAACCAUCCAUGACAACAAGGUCUCUGGUCAGCUGUCAGGUACUUCAUCUAAUCAUAAUGCGAGACUAGGCUCAGAUGAGGACUACAUCCACAUGGCCCACAGACUGGGGAAUGAGGUAAAUGACCCCUCCAUGAGGGCCUUUCAAGUGAAAUCCCCACAGUCUGUGUGUUCCCCUGCUGGGAGUGAAGAGGCUGCAAAAAGGUCCAGGCCUCCCCUCAUCAUGCAGUCUCCUCCCCCCGAUGGGCCCCCAGGUGCAGCAGCUGACGUGCUCCUCAGCUCCGGGGACCGCAAAAAGAAGCAGAAGGAAAGGAGUAGAGAAGAAAAUGAGCACACGGAAAAAAAUCUCUCGUACGACAUUGUCAGUUCUCCCUCUAAACAGUCCGCCAAGCUUACUAUAAAACUGUCCCGCAUGAAGUACUCCGACUUGGAUGAACCUGAAGAACAUCCUCCCAGGUCACGGGUCGACUCAGACCGUGAAACUGAUUUGAUGUAUAAUAACAUUAAUCAGUUGUCAAGGUCUGCGCAUGACUUGUCACACAAGUUAGGUGCUGAGGAGCAGGCCAACUGUCAGCAGGUUCCUGUUCGGCCAAUCACUAAGGAGUCCGGAGGCGUCAGCGGGGUCGUGUUUGAUGACGCUGAGAUGGACACACUAACGGAGAUCGAGAGAAUAGACCGUGAGUCGGCCAGCGAGAGAGAAAGGUGGUCUAAAGAAGUUCAGGAUAAAGAUAAGCCACUGAAGAAACGAAAGCAAGACUCAUAUCCUCAGGAAUCCGGAGCUGAGUCCAAUGAAGGGCCCGCCGUGCAAGUGUGCAACGCUGACAGCAAGUUGACACCCAAGAAGACGAAUACUGCGAGUAACGGAGCCGGUCGGCCUGCUUUGAUGGUCAGUAUUGAUCUGCAGCAAGCUGGCAGAAUGAUAAGACAGCCUGUCGUGGUCUUGGAAGCACAGAAGAUGUGUGACGACCACGUACUGCACAUCAAUUCAAAGACUGAUGCAAUUGCAGAUAAAGUUGUUGAAAACGCAGAGAAAGUUGUUGAAAACGCAGAUAAAGUGGUUGAAAACAGACCUGGGAUCAUCAAACAGCAUACUGACAGCCCCAGGAAGUCUGGCUCAGAGGGGCAACCUGUAACCCCCAAACAGAAGCAGGAAAGUCGACGCGAUUCCAAACACAGACAUGACGAUAAAAAAACAGUCAGUGGCAAGGGACAAGUCGACAAACAGCCAGACAAACAGCCAGACAAACAGCCAGACAAACAGCCAGACAAACAGCCAGACAAACAGCCAGACAAACAGCCAGACAAACAGCCUGACAAACUGCCAGACAAACUGCCUGACAAACAGCCUGACAAACAGCCAGACAAACAGCCAGACAAACAGCCUGACAAACAGCCAGACAAACAGCCUGACAAACAGCCUGACAAACAGCCUGACAAACAGCCUGACAAACAGCCAGACAAACUGCCAGACAAACUGCCAGACAAACAGCCAGACAAACAGCCAGACACACCGCGGCAGAAACAUGACAAGCAUUCAGACCCACGCCACAAAGAGGAAAAGAACCACAACAGUCAUCGAUCCAACGUCGGCCAACCUGAGACUCCAAAGACCCCGAGCAAGGCAGAGCGUAACUCCAAACAUGGAGAAGACAAAGUCAGGGAGAAAGAUAGGGAUAAAGAUAAAAAUGAUAACGAAAAGGAAAAAAAUAUCGAUAAAGAAAAAGAGAGAGAUAGGGAUAAGGUUAGAGAACGAAAAAAAGAAAGAAAUAAAGAAAGAGAAAAGGAUAAGGUGCGAGAUAAAGAUAGAGAUAAGGAAAAAGACAGAGAUAAAGAAACUGACAAAAACAAAGAAACUGACAGAGACAAAGACAAAAAUAAAGAAACGGACAUAAAUAAAGAGAAAGACAAAGAGAGAGAUAAGGACAAAGAGAGAGAUAAGGACAGAGUUAAGGACAAAGAGAGAGAUAAGGACAGAGAUAAGGACAAAGAGAGAGAUAAGGACAAAGAGAGGGAAAGGAAGCACAAAAUGUCGAGGGAAAACUGCAACCGACCCUCUCCUGACGGGCAUACUAAACCUGAGAGCCCGAGAGUGAAGCAGGACGGUAGCAGAAAAUCUGCUGACCUCAAUGGACGACAGAGGAAAGAGAGUUCCGGCCCUCAAAACUCCCAAAAUAAGAAAGAGAGGAAAAGUGGGGAGGGGGUCGUUACUGGCCAAGCUGGAAACAAGCAGCAGGCUGUGGAGGCCAAACCCAGCGAAUUCCCCGCUUACCUGCUGGGGGGCAAGUCCACUCUGAAGAACUUUGUGAUCCCUAAAUUGAAACGCGAUGUGAAAGAGAAAGACCCCCAACUCCUGAGCAAACUGACCGAGAGCGAGCCCCUGGUCCGGCUGGAGAGAGUGUCGUUGGUGGAGAGUUUAAACAAGGGAGCCAAACCCCUCGUGGUGCUCAACAAACUCAGCAUCGCUGAAGUCAAAACCAUCAUCAAGGAAAGCAGGAAUUCACACAAAUCCAAGACCUCAGGGAAAGAAAUGUCUUCUGCUGAGAAGACAAACAAGCGGAAUCACAGUCUGAUCAGUAAGAAAUCCAAGUACGCUGAGUCGGAUGAUGAUGAAGAAGAUGACAAAGAAGAAGAUGAAGAUUACUCUGAAAAUGAGUCUCCAAAGAAAAGGUCUAAGAAAAGUCACGACAAACCAUCUAAGUCUGAAAAGAGGGCGGGCUCUGGAGAGCACCGGCGAAGUAGCGGUUCCCACGCUGCCCGUCGGGGGUCCGGUGGCCGCAGCCGUGAACUGAGUGAAUCAGAAGAAGGCAGCCCGACUCCAAGCCUGAGUGAUUCUGCCAGAAAAUUGAAGAAGAAGGAGAAACAGAAAAACAAGAAGGCGUAUGAUUCCAAGCUGACAACAGAGGAAAAGAUGGACUCCUCCUCAUAUAAGAGAUUCCUGGCCAAUGUGGACAGCAUUCUUGAGAGCCUCGAGGAUGUGGACCUCGCUGCUACAGAUGAUGAUGAUGGCAUACCUGAAGAGCUGUUGCUCGGAAAGCACCAGUUGAGUGAGCUCUGCAGUGAUUCCACUAAGCUCAAAGCUAUGCGCAUCUUUCACAAGUUUCCGUCUGAUAAACUGGUGAAAUUUCUGAAUAUCCUGGAGAAGAACAUUCAGGACAGUGUCAAACUUACCACGUUAAUGAACCAUGAUAAUGAUUCAUUGGACGAGGAGCGGUUGUGGCGUGACCUCAUCAUGGAGCGGGUGGCUAAGUCUGCUGAUGCCUGUCUGACUGCUCUCAACAUCAUGACAUCUCCACGCAUGCCCAAGGUUGUUUACAUAGAGGACGUGAUUGAGAGGGUGCUGCAGUACUCCAAGUACCACCUGCAAAAUUCUCUGUACCCUCAGUAUGACCCCGCCUACAGAGGGGACCCCCAUGGAGGUGCUGUGCACACUCCAAAGUCCAAAAGAGGAAAGAGUUCCAGCCACAAACAGAAGGUGGUGGUCAUGCUCUACAACAAAGUGUGUGAUAUUGUCAGCAACAUGUCAGAGCUGCUGGAGAUCCAGCUGCUCACUGACACCACCAUUCUCCAGGUGUCGACUCUGGGUAUAACACCUUUCUUUGUGGAGAAUGUCAGUGAUCUGCAGUUAUGCGCCAUCACACUAGUGACAGCAGUGUUCACUCGCUACGAGAAGCACAGGCAGCUAAUUCUUGAGGAGAUAUUCACCUCCCUGGCUAGACUGCCAACGAAUAAACGCAGCCUCAGGAGCUUUAGGCUAAACAGUGAUUCAGGAGGAGAUGUGUAUAUCCAGAUGGUCACUGCACUGGUUCUUCAGCUCAUCCAGUGUGUGGUUCACUUUCCAGAGAAGGACGGAGAUGAUGAUCAUAAUAAGAAGGUGGAUAAAGAUGUCUUCAUCACAAACUCUUUUGAAACUGCCAUGCGGACAGCUCAGAACUUCCUAUCAGUUUUUCUCAAGAAGUGUGGCAGUAAGCAGGGAGAGGAGGACUACAGGCCUUUGUUUGAGAACUUUGUUCAUGACCUGCUGUCUGCAGUCAACAGGCCUGAGUGGCCUGUAGCUGAACUGCUGCUCAGCUUACUGGGCCGGCUGCUGGUGCACCAGUUCAGCAACAAGCAGACAGAAAUGGCGCUCAGGGUGGCGUCGCUCGACUACCUCGGCACCGUGGCAUCUCGCCUGCGUAAAGAUGCUGUCAAUAGCAACAUGGACCAAAAGACUAUUGACCGCAUCCUCAAAGAGACUCAAGGCAGUGAUGAGAUCCAGCAACUCCAGAAGGCCUUGCUGUACUACCUUAAUGAAAACAUUGAGACAGAACCCUCUCUAGUGUUUGCCAGGAAGUUUUACAUUGCCCAGUGGUUCAGGGACGCUACGACUGAGGCCGAGAAAGCGAUAAAGUCUCAAAAUGACGACGAGGAAGUGAAAGGCCUUCAUCAUUCCAUGGAAGUUGACUCAACUGAGGAGAUUAUGCAGAAAUCCGAGUCACGAAAGAAAUUCCUCCGCAAAGUCAUCAGGACAUCACCGUCAGAUUUCAACUCUCUGAGGGUAAACUCUGACACGGUAGAGUAUGAGGACUCAUGUCUGAUUGUCAGAUAUCUGGCCUCCAUGAGGCCGUUUGCACAGAGCUUUGAUAUUUAUUUAUCACAGAUUCUGAGGGUGCUUGGUGAGAGUGCCAUCGCAGUCAGAACUAAAGCCAUGAAGUGUCUGUCUGAAGUAGUAGCUGUGGAUCCAAGUAUCCUGGCACGGUUGGACAUGCAGCGCGGGGUUCACUGUCGCCUCAUGGAUAACUCUACCAGUGUGCGAGAGGCGGCCGUGGAGCUGCUUGGCCGUUUUGUGCUAAGUCGACCGGAGCUCAUUGAGCAGUACUACGACAUGCUCAUUGAAAGGAUAUUGGACACAGGUAUUAGUGUCAGGAAGAGGGUCAUCAAGAUCUUGAGAGAUAUUUGCCUGGAGCAGCCGGACUUCCACAAGGUGACCGAGAUGUGUGUGAGGAUGAUCCGAAGGGUCAACGAUGAGGAGGGGAUCAAGAAACUGGUGAAUGAGACAUUCCAGAAAAUCUGGUUCACCCCCACACCCAGUCAUGACAAAAAUGCAAUGACCCGGAAGAUCCUGAACAUCACAGACGUGGUGUCUGCAUGCAAAGAUUCAGGCUACGACUGGUUUGAGCAGCUUCUCCAAAAUCUGCUCAAGUCUGAAGAACAAGCGUCGUACAAACCUGCCAAGAAGGCCUGUGUUCAGCUGGUGGAUAAUCUAGUGGAACACAUCCUGACAUAUGAAGACACUCUUGCAGACUGUGAAGACAAAGGGGUCACCUCAGGUCGUCUGGUAUCAUGCAUCACCACUCUAUACCUGUUCUGCAAGAUCAGAGCACAGCUGAUGGUCAAACACGCCAUGACUAUGCAGCCCUACCUGACCUCCAAGAGCAAUACUCAGAACGACUUCAUGGUGAUCUGUAACGUGGCAAAGAUCCUGGAGCUGGCCGUGCCUCUGAUGGAGCAACCAAGUGAGACUUUCCUCACCACCAUAGAAGAAGACUUGAUGAAGCUCAUUAUCAAAUAUGGCAUGACGGUCGUACAACACUGUGUCAGCUGUCUUGGUGCUGUUGUGAACAAGGUCACACACAACUACAAGUUCGUCUGGGCGUGUUUCAAUCGCUACUAUGGAGCUCUUGCAAAACUGAAGACCCAGCACCAAGAGGACCCCACCAGCGUCACCCUGGCUACCAACAAACCUACUCUCCUGCGCUCACUCUUCACUGUGGGGGCUCUCUGCCGACACUUUGAUUACGAUCAAGAGGAGUUCAAGGGCACUAGCAAGAUCGUCAUCAAGGAGAAAGUGUUGGAGCUUCUGUUGUACUUCACCACUCAUGAAGAUGAAGAGGUCCAGAUCAAGGCCAUCAUAGGUCUAGGCUUCCAGUUCAUCAUGCAUCCAGAGCUCAUGUUUGUUCAGGAUGUGAAGGUCCUGUAUAACAACACCCUGUCAGAGGAUAACCCUUCGGUCAAUCGGAGGAUCCAGGUGCUAAAAAACCUGCAGAUAUACCUGCAAGAGGAGGACUCUCGAAUGCAGGUGGCCGAUCGUGAAUGGAAGAAUCAGGAAAAGCAGGAGGAUCUGAAGGAAAUGGGAGACAUCUCAUCAGGCAUGAGCAGCUCCAUAAUGCAGAUCUACCUGAAGCAGGUGCUGGAGUCCUUCUUCCACUCUCAGUCCACUGUUCGCCACUUCGCCCUGAGCGUCAUCCUUCUGACUCUCAGCCAGGGCCUCAUCCAUCCUGUGCAGUGUGUGCCAUACUUGAUUGCCAUGGGAACCGACCCGGAGCCAACCAUGAAGAACAAAGCCGAUCAACAGCUGGUGGAGAUUGACAAGAAAUAUAUAGGCUUCAUCCACAUGAAGGCCGUAGCAGGGUUGAAGAUGUCUUAUCAGGUGCAACAGGCCAUAAACGGAGCCAAAAGCCCACUGCUUCGAGGUUUUCGUCCGGAUGAGACAGACACUGCUCUCUGCGCUCAUCUCUACUCUAUGGUGCGAGGGAACCGACAGCACAGACGGGCUUUCCUCAUUUCUCUGCUCAACCUGUUUGAUGACAGCUCAAAAACAGAGGUGAACAUGCUGCUGUUCGUAGCAGACAACUUAGCCUGCUUCCCCUACCAGACCCAGGAGGAGCCUCUGUUCAUCAUGCACCAUGUAGACAUCACGCUGUCAGUCUCUGGCAGCAACCUGCUCCAGUCCUUCAAGGAGUCUUUACGGAAAGAGCCUGUCAAUCAGGAAGAGGAGAUGAAGGCAAAAAAGAAGAAGAAGAAGAAAAAGAAGAAGAAGAAGCAUCAUAAGAGACAACUGGGCUCGGAUGAGGACGAUGAAGAGGAGGACGAGGAGCAGAGCAGUAGCUCCUCCAGCAGCAGCAGUGAGGAGGAAGAGGAGGUGGUGCACAGGGCGAAGAAACCUGUGGAUCAUGAUUCUGACUUUGAAGAUGAGGACGCAGUGAUGUCCCGUCUGCCCGAAAACUCCAACCCUCUUCUGGAGUUUUCCAGCUCCUCACAGGGCAUCCUGCUGCUGCUGAUGCUCAAACAACACCUGAAGAAUCUGUUCGGUUUAACAGACAGCAAAAUCCAGAAGUAUUCCCCGACAGAGUCUGCCAAAGUGUACGACAAGGCAGUGAACAGGAAGUCUAAGGUGCACUUUAACCCCGGUCAGACACUGCUCUACCUGAAGAGUGAUCUGGCCAACACGGAGCUCAGCCACGAGACCAAGAGGAAUAUUGUUAAACAGUAUUUGGAUUUCAAGGUACUGAUGGAGCACUUGGAUCGUGACGAAGAGGACCAAGAGGGUGAAGCGAAUGCAAACGCCAGAAACAAAGCCAUUACUUCACUGCUGAAGGGCCCAAAACCAGUGAACCACAACCACAAUAACCACACUGCUCCAGUGGAGUCAGAGGAGGAGGAGAGUGAAGCUGAAGAGCCCCCUGCGCGCAAACCGAAGAAAGCCGUGGAGACCCCAGAAGACACAGGCAACUUGCAGGAGAGAGUAAAGGCCAUGGACAUCAUUGCCCUCUGCUGUCCCAAAUUCAAAGACAGACCACAGAUCGCCAGGGUCAUCCAGAGGAUCAAAACUGGCUACAGCAUACACUGGAUGACUGGUUCUUACUCUGGGUCCUGGGCGGAGGUAAAGAAACGGGAAGGUCGCAAAAAGGUGCCUUGGGUUGACACCAUCAAAGAAUCAGACAUCAUUUACAAGAAAAUAUCCUUCGCAAGUGGACAAAAGCUGUCGAACAAAGUGGCACAGACGUUACGGGAUCUAUACGCUGCCAAGGACGGGGACUAAGAGUCACUGCGAACCUCCUCCCACACCCCAAACCUGUGCGGACCCAGUAUGUUACACAGAGGAAAUCAAACCUCUUUAGAUUUAAGGACCAGAAGGAGGAAAAGUAUUGUGAACUAUGAUCUGUUUAAAUACAGACAUGUUUAAGUUAAACACAAGAAAAACAUAAGAAGGAAAUGUUUGGGAAAACAUUGUGUGGGAGUUCCUUCGCUGUUGUGCAGCAACUUCGUUGUUUGAUUUUUACUCCCACUGUAUAAUAGUUUAACUAAACACAUGUUUAUAUCUGAACAUAAUUCUGUAAAAAAGUAAACUGAAUGUUGGAAAUUAGUGUUAUGAUGAUGUUCUUAAUAAAGUGUUUUUGGAGUUUAAACUAGCACCAGAUGAAUUUAUUCACUUGACCUGAGCUCCAAGAACUUUUAGCUUUCUUUUUUUUUCUUGUUUCGAACACUUUGUUGUUUACCUACACUGUGUAAUGGAGUAUCUUUGAUAUGUUUUAUUUAUGUUAAGAGCAGUGCAGUAUCUGUGCCUAUAUGCAGGGGAAGUUAUAUUGUUUUUAAUAUAGAUUUUGAUGUUAUAGAACACAGCAAGAAAAAAGUUAUCCCCCGCUCUUCUGGUGAAACAAAUACUGCAAUAAAUUUUUCUUACGUCUUU